Molecule: messenger RNA, 1998 nt
Organism: Daktulosphaira vitifoliae (grape phylloxera)
Lineage: Eukaryota; Metazoa; Arthropoda; Insecta; Hemiptera; Phylloxeridae
Exons: 1
Coding region: 1-1998 (665 amino acids)
Biological process (GO): DNA integration
Molecular function (GO): nucleic acid binding
Source: RefSeq, a predicted model, not a curated record
AUGAGAUCUGUCCUUAGUAAUAAAAGUAUUUAUAGUUUUUUUGAUUUAAAAGAAGGUUUUUAUCAUUGUGAAUUAGAUUCUGAAUCUGUUAAGUUGUGUACUUUUAGUAGUCCUUUUGGAUCAUAUAGUUUUAAGCGUUUACCAUUUGGUUUGUCAAUGGCACCAGAGAUUUUUCAAAAACUAAUGAUGAAAUAUUUUGGUGAUAUUCCAGGAGUAUUAAUAUAUUUUGAUGAUUUAUUAGUGUGUGCUAGUUCUAGAGAGGAACAUGAUAAAAUUAUUUGUAGAGUAUUGGAAAGAGCUCGAAAAUAUAAUAUUAAGUUUAAUUCAAAGAAAUUACAAUAUGCAACUAAUGAAGUUAAAUUUUUAGGAUUUAUUUUUAAUGAAAAGGGAGUAAAACCUGAUAAUGAUAAAAUUCAGUCUAUACAAGAGUUAACAACACCUAUAAAUAAAAAACAACUCCAAUCAUUCUUAGGAAUGAUAAAUUAUUUAAGAGCAUUUUUACCUAAUUUAUCGGAACGAUUAAAACCUUUUAGAGAGCUUCUAAAAAAGAAUGUUUUGUGGAAUUGGAGUGUUGAAUGUGAAAGGGCAUUUUGUGAUUUGAAGGAGAGUCUAUGUAAUGUGACAAUAUUGGCUAAUUUUAAUAACGAUCAAGACCUAGAAAUACAAUGUGAUGCGUCUGAGGGGGCUUUGGGCUGUUGUAUUUUCCAAAACAAGCGGCCUAUAUAUUAUGCAUCGAGAUGUCUGAGUGAAAUUGAGAAAACAUAUGCUCAAAUAGAAAAAGAAAUGCUUGCUAUUUCUUUUGCAUGUACUAAGUUUCAUUCAUUGAUUUAUGGAAGAAAAGUGACUGUGUUUACUGAUCACCAACCUCUUGUUUCAAUUAUGUUAAAAGAACUGAACAAAAUUCCCAAUAAUCGAAUAAGGAGAUUACGAAUGAAAUGUAUGUUGUAUGAUAUUAAGGUGAAAUAUCUCCCAGGUAGAGAAAUGUAUGUAGCUGAUUUGUUAAGCAGGAAUUAUAUUAAAAGAGAUGUAACCGGUGAAACGAUAGUAAAUGAUGUAGUUCAUGCAAUUAGUGAAAUACAAAUUAAUUUUUCAAAUGAUAAGGAGGAUGAGUUUAAGAGAAAUACUGGAAAUGAUGAGGUGUUAAAACAAAUUAUGGAAUUUUGUAAAAAAGGUUGGCUUAAGGUUAAGUGUGAGGGUGAACUCAAACAUUAUUGGAAAUUGAGAAAUGAAAUAUACUUGGAGAAUGGAUUAAUUUAUUAUGGUAGUCGACUAGUUAUUCCUAAGGUUAUGAGACAAUAUAUAAUUAAAAAGCUUCAUGAACCACAUUUUGGUAUAAGUAAAACAAAAGCUAGAGCAAAACAAUUAUUUUACUAUCCAGGUAUAAACAAUGAGAUAGAAAAUUGGAUUAGUGCUUGUCCAGUAUGUUUAAAAUUUAGCUCUAGUAAAACUAAAGAACCUUUAAAAUCACAUUUUAUACCUAAUAUUCCAUUUUAUAAAAUUGCACUAGACAUUGCUGAGUAUAAUAAAAUAAAUUACCUAAUUAUUGAGGAUUACUAUUCUAGAUGGCUAGAGGUUAUUAAAUUAGGUUCUAAAACAAGUGAAUCAGUAGUAAUUAAGUUAAAAGAAGUAUUUAGUAAAUUUGGCAUACCAAAUGAAGUCGUAGCUGAUAAUAUGCCUUUUGGUAGUGUUAACUUUCAUCAGUUUGCUAAAGAGUGGAAUUUUAAAAUUACCAACACAAGUCCACAGCAUGCACAGAGCAAUGGGCUUGCAGAAAAAGGAGUUGGGAUAGCUAAAAAUAUGUUAAAAAAGUGCUUGUAUACAGGUUUGGAUUUUGAAUUGUGUUUACUUAUGUAUAGAAAUACACCCGUUGCUGGUCUAUCUUAUAGCCCCGCCCAACUUUUACAAAGUAGAGAACUUAGGAGUACAUUAAUAGUGAAAGAUAAUAACUUAAAACCAAAUGUUGUAGAAUGUUAUGAUGAAAUNAUAAAUAAAAAAUAA